GGCCAUGUUCUUCUUCCCCACGAAAGAAGGAUCUGCCCAGGGGGCAAAAUCCUCCUUCAUCGCCAGUAGAGAAGAAUGAACAUGGCGGCUCCCAGGGGCAAGUAAGAGAAGAGAAGAGAAGAGGGCUUAGAAAUCAAAAAAGAAGACCAAGAGAAAAGCAGAUCAAAGGGGGAAGGGCGAAAAAAGAACCUACCUGGAGAUCCACAGGUUGAAGCAGCUUUCAAGGAUGAUGGACCUCAAUGUGUUGCCUCCCGAUCUCAAUGAGUUGCCAAAUGAUGAUGUCGAGUUUGUACAUUCAUGGGUUUUCACACAGCCUCGUCAAGAUCAUGGCUUGAUGAACGAUGUUGAUGUCAACAUGCAGUCAGAAAGCCAUACACUUGAGGAAACAAACACCAUAGUUGCGGAACCUACUAAAACAGAACUAAGGGCAGGGGCAGUUGGUGUUGAUUGAAAUGCUAUGGAUGAAGAUGUGGCUGGUUCUCAGCCAAUGGAGCCAUUUGUUGGGAUGAGAUUUGACACUCUGUAGGGUGCUAAGGAUCACUACAAUGAUUAUGCCCUAAAGAUGGGUUUCUCUAUUAAGAUGAACACAUCAAGGAGGAAUUCUUAUACCAACAUAUUGGAGAAAUAGCAAGUUGCAUGUAACAAGUUUAGGAAGCCAAAAGAGGAUGAUGCAGGAGCUGAAUUGCCACCUAUGCUAGAUCCUAUACCAGACCCCAAACCUUUGGGUGAAGAAGAAGAAAUGGAAGAAGUGCCAAUAUUCAAUGGAGAGGAUAUUGGAAAAAAGAAUAAUAAGAAGAAGCGCAAGAGAGAAAGGAUAAAGCAAACACAAUGUAAGGCAAAAAUGUUGGUUAAAUUGAAGGAUGGGCGGUGGGAAGUAACCCACUUUGUCCGUGAUCAUAAUCAUCCGUUGGUCCCUAAGCCUUCGCUCUCCAAAUACUUGCGAUCUCACAUGGGUAUACCGCCGGAGGAAAAGAAGUUCCUGGAGAUACUCCACAACUGCAACCUGACUUCAGGCCGUAUGAUGACUAUCAUGUUAGAGUUUUAUGGCUCGGAGCUAAAUGUACCAUAUGGACCUAAAGCAAUAACAAACUUAUGUGUCGGCUUCUCCAAAGACUCGACGAAAGAGGGGGACAUCAUUCAGACAAUUGAGCAUUUUAAAGAGUUGCAAAAAGAUGAUCCAGACUUUUUAUAUAAUAUAAAAUAUGAUCUCGAAGGAAGGGCAGAAAACAUUUUUUGAGUGGAUGGCUUGGCACGGAAAGCUUAUACGGAGGCAUAUCAUGAUUGCAUCUCCUUUGACACAACCUACAUGACCAAUAUGUACAACAUGCCUUUUGCUCUGUCCAUUGGAAUCAACCGUCAUGGGCAAUCUUUCAUGUUGGGCUACACGUUUGUGAGGCAAGAAAUGGAGACCAGCUUUGAUUGGGUUUUUGGAGCUUUCCUAGAGGCUAUGAAUGGAAGGGCAUCGGAUAACAUCAUUACUGAUCAAGAUGUGGCAAUGAAAGAGUCCAUAAAGAACAUAUUUCCCACAAGUGUGCACCGGUGUUGUCGGUGGCACAUCAUGAAAAAAUCUCAAGAGAAAGUUGGAUGGUUGCUAGGCCAGAACCCGAGAUUGUCUGAAGAUUUCAACCUUUGCUUUGGUUUCAGUUUCACACCAGAUGAGUUUGAACAGAAUUGGGUUGCGUUGAUGAUGAAAUAUGAGGCAAUUACACACACCCAUUUUGAGAAGCUAUAUGAAUAUAGGAACACUUGGGUGCCAUGUUACUUCAAGCAUAGAUUUUUCCCGUUCUUGCAGUCUACACAACGAAGUGAGGGGUUCAAUGCAGUCUUGAAGCGGUAUGUCAACCCUCACAAGUCAAUUCUGAACUUUGUGAAGCAGUACCACAAAAUACAGACGCACAUCCUUGUCAAGGAAGGGUGCAAUGACUACAGGACAGAACAUCUGGAUCUUGACAUGUGGUCACAAUUCCCAAUAGAGAAGCAGGCAUACAAGACAUAUACUAGAGAUCUUUACUGCAAGUUCCGUGAUGAGUUUUCGAUGAUUGGAUGCUACAAUGCAUUCCAAAUUGGUGUGGAAACGUUUGAGCUGAGACCAAGUACAGAAUGGGUUGUGAAGUAUGGUUCCAGGAACUACUUGGUGUUGGCAAAAAUACCCGAGGGACAAUUUUCGUGUGAGUGUACCAAAAUGGAGAGGGAUGGCAUCCUUUGUUGCCACAUACUGAAAGUGUUCACACAUAUUGGGCUUGAUGUCAUCUCGGAGCAGUACAUGUUGACGCGUUGGACGCCAAUUGCUGUCCCAAGUGUGCCAAGUGCCACUAGCGAGCAACCUGAUGUAAUGCCUCCUGCCUCUCUAAAGGAAAUUAGGCAUUCUAACAUGACCUCAGACUUCCAAAAACUAGCAAAGUUUGCUUGUGGCUCUGAUGCAGCAAAAGGCAUUGUUGAUAAACACAUGCGUGCAGCACGGACAGAGAUUGUGCAGCUGAACAAGUCUAGAAGGAAAAAAGGGCUGCAAGAGAGGCAGGUCCGUCCGCUGGUGAUAACAACAAGGAUCCUCCCGUGCCGCCUACAUCUACAGGGCCUACUCCAACAACUACCCCUACUGGACGUGCUCCACUGCCUACUCCCAUGGGCUGUGGUGGCCCACCUCCUCCCAUGGAACGUGCUGGUCGUGGUCCACCAUGUCCUCCCAUGGGUCGUGCUACUCAUGCUCUAGUGCCUCCUCCCAUGGCUCAUGCUGAACAGCCUCCUCCGAUGGGUCAUGGUGGGCCAUGUGUGAGUAAUGCUUCGGCACCUCUUCCUAUGGGUAACACAACACAAGGCCAUACUAACUGCACUAAGCGGAUGUCGCCUACGAGCAACGACGAUGAGGUUGCAACUCCUAGGGAUCCGCCAAAGCCAACUACAAAAGGGAGGGCAAGGAGUAGACGCUACCAUUCAGCUCUUGAACUGCACCCUAAAAGGAAAAACAGGUGCAGCUACUGCAACUCAGAUAACCACAAUGCUACUAGCUGCCCUGCAAAGUUGGCGUGACAACUUGGUGACAUAUAAGCAAUAUA
Triticum aestivum (bread wheat) is the source of this 3053-nucleotide messenger RNA. Its product is annotated as protein FAR1-RELATED SEQUENCE 5-like. Gene Ontology annotation, biological process: regulation of DNA-templated transcription. Gene Ontology annotation, molecular function: zinc ion binding. The transcript has 3 exons. The record is from RefSeq and is a predicted model, not a curated record. NCBI's taxonomy places the organism in Eukaryota, Viridiplantae, Streptophyta, Magnoliopsida, Poales, Poaceae. The coding region runs from base 1307 to 2710 and encodes 467 amino acids.